Molecule: messenger RNA, 834 nt
Organism: Lymnaea stagnalis (great pond snail)
Lineage: Eukaryota; Metazoa; Mollusca; Gastropoda; Lymnaeidae
Source: the annotation of a GenBank genome assembly
GGAGGCACGCCCCUGGCUAUGCUGGCCGCCCAGUGCAACAAGAUCACCACCAAAGCCUCGCCCCACGACACCGCCGGCAAGUCGUUCUUGCCGUGGAAAAAACAGCCCCCCGGCGCGCCACCCGCCGGGCACCUGCACCAUCACAUCGCCUCCCAGCGGAUGUGCGGCCUCAACACACCCGCGCUGUCCAUGCCCAACAACCUGUCCUACCCGCCGGUGACCUCCUCGGCCGUGUCGUCCUACCCCAACGAGCUGUUCUACUCGGGGGCCGGGGGCCCCUCACAGUGCUCAGAGCUCGCCCAGUCCGCCCUGCUGCACAAAAUGCACUCGGAGAACGGGCACCCCAGCUUCGGGGCCGUGUACUCGAGGGUGCCCUCGGCCGCCUACGACCCCAGCUGGCACUUCACCAAUAUUCCGAGCACCCACCCCGGGGCGUCGCACGCCCUCAAGCACAACGGGAUUACCCACAUGGCCGGCGGGGGCGGGGGCGCGCCCUGGUGGGAGGUUCACCCCGCCUCGAACGUUCACUCCACCGGAAGUAACUGGCUGUCCGAGUCCUCGGCCUUGCACGGACAAAUCGCCAGCCCGUAUCCCGCCCCGGACUACCACAUCGGGCACCCUCUAGCCUCUAACCCGGCUCUGUUGUCGUCGCAGCAGCACCUCCAGGACACAUACAAGUCGAUGCUGCAGCCCGCUCAGACUGACCUCGGCAACAACACCACCUACCUGCCGCGUCCAUCCCUCCCAGGUCUGUCCAGUCCGAGAAAUUCCCGGCGGUACACGGGACGAGCUACCUGCGACUGUCCCAACUGCCAUGAAAUAGACAGACUCGGU